AUGCACACAUCCAAAAACCUCCUCAUCUGCACCGCCUGCGGCACCCAAUUCGACCUCCCCGCCUCGCAACCCCCCAAAGGAUGUAGAAUCUGCGACGACCCCCGCCAGUUCGUCCCCCCAACAGGCCAAACCUGGACCUCCCUCUCCCAGCUCCGCACCAAAGACCACCGCAAUGUCUUCACCCCCGACCCUCACGACCCGCGCCUCACCUCCAUCCACACGGAACCCAAAUUCGGCAUCGGCCAGCGCUGUAUCCUGCUCGAGACCUCCGCCGGCAACGUCCUGUGGGAUUGUAUCGCGUACUUGGACGAGGAAACGGAGGCGUUUAUCAAAGGUAAGGGCGGGUUGAAGGCGAUUGUGAUCAGUCAUCCGCAUUAUUACACGACGCAUUUGGAUUGGGCGAAGACGUUUGGGUGUCCGGUGUUUGUGGCGAGGGAGGAUGAGGAGUGGUUUAAUCGGAAGGAUGGGGAGGGGUGCAGGAGGUUUGUUGAAGGGGGGACGGCGGAGGUUUUGGAGGGGGUUGUGGCCAUUAAGACUGGUGGGCAUUUCCCCGGGAGUUUGGUACUGCUCUGGGAGAAGAAGUUGUUCAUUGCUGAUACUCUCGUGACGGUCCCAUCCGCUUUAUAUCAUGUCGAUCGCCUCCCUGGCACGACAUCCUUUGCCUUUAUGUGGUCAAUCCCCAAUAUGAUCCCUCUCCCGCCUUCUGAACUGCACAAGAUGUGGUUGGCGCUGCGUCCCUUUGAGUUUGAGAGUACGCAUGGAGCUUUCAAUGGCCUUGAUGUUCGAGAUAAGAAUGUCAAAGCGCGAGUGCUGGAAAGCAUGAAGAUCCAAGCGAAGAAUGAAGGGUGGGAAGAUGUGGCUAUUCUCAAAGAAACGCUUUGA
Molecule: messenger RNA, 882 nt
Organism: Zasmidium cellare ATCC 36951
Lineage: Eukaryota; Fungi; Ascomycota; Dothideomycetes; Mycosphaerellales; Mycosphaerellaceae
Exons: 4
Coding region: 1-882 (293 amino acids)
Source: RefSeq, a predicted model, not a curated record